AUGCUGCGCUGCAUGCCGCCGCUGUGGCGCUGUAACCGGCACGUGGAGGCGCUGGACCGGCGGCACUGCUCGCUGCAGGCGGUGCCCGAGGAGAUCUACCGCUACAGCCGCUCCCUGGAGGAGCUGCUGCUGGACGCCAACCAGCUGCGGGAGCUGCCCAAGCCUUUCUUCCGGCUCCUGAACCUACGCAAGCUGGGCCUGAGUGACAAUGAGAUUCAGAGACUUCCCCCCGAGGUGGCCAACUUCAUGCAGCUGGUGGAGCUAGACAUCUCUCGCAAUGACAUUCCAGAAAUCCCUGAAAGCAUCAAAUUCUGCAAAUCCCUGGAGAUUGCUGACUUCAGUGGGAAUCCCCUAUCCAGGCUUCCUGAGGGCUUCACCCAGCUGCGGAGCCUGGGCCACCUUGCCCUGAAUGAUGUAUCCCUGCAGAGCCUCCCCAGUGAUAUCGGGAAUUUGGCAAAUCUGGUGACUCUGGAGCUGCGUGAGAACCUGCUCAAGUCCCUCCCCACUUCGCUCUCAUUCCUCGUCAAGUUAGAGCAGUUGGAUCUUGGUGGCAAUGACCUGGAAGUGCUGCCAGACACUCUGGGAGCACUACCGAACCUGCGGGAGCUCUGGCUAGACCGAAACCAGCUCUCGGCCCUGCCCCCGGAGCUGGGGAAUCUUCGGCGCUUGGUCUGUCUGGAUGUGUCUGAGAACAAGCUGGAGCAGCUGCCCAAUGAGAUCAGCGGGCUGGUGGCACUGACAGACCUACUGCUGUCGCAGAACCUGUUGGAAUGCAUACCUGCUGGGAUUGGUCAGCUGAAACAGCUCUCCAUCCUAAAAGUGGAUCAAAAUCGGCUGGCUGAGGUGACCGAGUCGAUUGGGGACUGUGAGAAUCUCUCGGAGCUCAUCCUGACAGAGAAUGUGCUGACAGCCUUGCCAAAAUCCCUGGGGAAGCUGACAAAGCUGACCAAUUUGAAUGUGGACCGGAACCGGCUGACAGCACUUCCCUCUGAGAUUGGGGGCUGUGCCAGUCUGAAUGUGCUGUCCCUGCGUGACAACCGCCUGGCGCUUCUGCCUCCCGAACUUGCCAACACCACGGAGCUGCAUGUGCUGGAUGUGGCAGGGAACAGGCUGCAGAACUUGCCCUUUGCCCUGACAAAUCUCAACCUGAAGGCCCUGUGGCUUGCAGAGAACCAGUCCCAGCCCAUGCUGAAAUUCCAGACAGAAGAUGAUGAGAAGACGGGCGAAAAGGUUCUUACCUGUUACCUGCUGCCCCAGCAGCCAUCUCCCAGUCUAGAGAAUCUCCUGCAGAACAGCGUGGAUGAAAGUUGGACAGACACCAACUUGAACCGGGUCAGUGUGAUCCAGUUUUUGGACGAGCCCAAAGCUGAUGAGGAGGAGGAGGCUGGAGCUGAGAAGAGAGGCCUGCAGCGCAGAGCAACUCCUCACCCUAGUGAGCUGAAGGUUAUGAAGAAAGUGAUCGAAGUUCGGCGCAAUGAGAUCUAUUCUGCGAAGCCCGAUGUGGACCUGGAUUCUCCAAACUCAGAGGUGAAGAGGCUGAGUGCCAUGUCCAAUCGCAGCGAGGACUCGCAUGUCUCCAACAGCACUGUCUCUGCCAACUUCAGGGAGGAAGAGGAGGAGGAGUGGGGAGGGGGAGACAGGCUGAAUGGGCAAGUGCCCGAAACACAGGAGCAGGAGAAUGAGGCGAAGCCUGGAGCUAAAGAAGAGCAGGAGGUGGAGGCGGUGACUGGUCAAGAGGAGGAGCUGGAAGUGGAGUACAAUGAGCCCACAGUGCAUUUUGCCGAGGACACUCUGAUCCGGAGCGAGGAUGAGGAUGAAGACCGUCCGUUCCCAGUGGAGAAGCAGCGGCUGAUCCGCAAGGACACACCGCACUAUAAGAAACACUUUAAGAUCACCAAGCUGCCCAAGCCAGAGGCAGUGGUGGCGCUCCUGCAGGGGCUGAACAGUGACAGGGUCCCUGAGGAGGAGGAGGAGCUGGGGGGCUGCAAUAACAAUGCAGAGCCCGAGGAGCAGGAGGAGGCCUGGGACAAGGAUGAUGUGAAGAACGGAGCCUUGUCCACACAGCCGUCAGUCAAGGGGGUGUCGUUUGAUCAAGCCAAUAAUCUGCUGAUUGAGCCUGCUCGCAUUGAGGAGGAAGAGCUGACCCUGACUAUCCUGCGGCAGACAGGGGGGCUGGGCAUCAGCAUCGCAGGGGGCAAAGGCUCCACUCCCUACAAGGGUGAUGACGAGGGCAUCUUUAUUUCCCGUGUGUCGGAGGAGGGCCCUGCAGCCCGAGCAGGAGUCCGUGUUGGGGACAAGCUCCUGGAGGUGAACGGAGUGGGCCUGCACUGCGCGGAGCACCACGUGGCAGUGGAGGCGCUGCGUGGCUCAGGCAGCUCCGUCUCCAUGACGGUGCUUCGGGAGCGGAUGGUGGAGCCCGAGAACGCCAUCACGGUUACACCGCUGCGGCCCGAGGAUGAUUACAGCCCACGAGAGCCACGGGGUGGCCUGUGCUUUCCAGAGCGGCCUGAGGGGGCGCCGCCCACAGACAGAUUCUCCACCUGCCUCAUGCGCAAUGAGAAGGGGCUGGGCUUCAGCAUUGCCGGGGGCAAGGGCUCCACGCCCUACAGGGCGGGUGACACGGGGAUCUUUAUCUCGCGGAUCGCAGAGGGUGGUGCAGCCCAUCGGGACGGGACGCUGCACGUUGGAGACCGGGUCAUCUCGAUCAAUGGGGUAGACAUGACAGAAGCCAGGCAUGAUCAGGCAGUAGCGCUGCUUACCGCAUCCUCCCCCACCAUCGCGCUGCUGGUAGAGAGAGAGGGUGCACAGCAGCUCAGCGAGGGAGACUCACCAGUGGUGCAGCGAGUGCGCACGCACUCCCCACCACCACCUCCCAGCCAUGGGGAGAGCCCGCCCGAGGAGACGCCUCUGCUGCAAAGGAACCAUCUGCCCAAAGGCCUGGAGGACCAGUACCCCAUUGAGGAGAUCUGUCUGGUCAAAGCUGGGGGGCCCCUGGGGCUCAGCAUUGUUGGAGGCAGUGACCAUUCGAGCCACCCGUUUGGGAUUCAUGAACCAGGUGUCUUUAUCUCAAAGGUCAUUCCCCAUGGGCUGGCAUCCCGCAGUGGCCUGCGAGUAGGGGACAGGAUCCUGGAGGUCAAUACUAUUGACCUGCGCCAUGCUACCCACCAGGAGGCUGUGAACGCCCUGCUGUCCAGUACACAGGAGCUGAGCAUGUUGGUGAGACGAGAUCCUCCGCCACCUGGCAUGCAGGAAAUCUGCAUUGAGAAGGCUCCUGGAGAAAAGCUGGGCAUCAGCAUUCGGGGGGGAGCGAAAGGCCACGCUGGGAACCCCUUUGACCCCACCGAUGAGGGCAUCUUCAUCUCCAAGGUGAGCUCCUCUGGGGCUGCUGCCAGGGAUGGCCGGCUGAAGGUGGGGCUGCGGAUCCUGGAGGUGAAUCACCAGAGCCUGCUGGGAAUGACGCACACAGAGGCAGUGCAGAUCCUACGCAGUGUGGGGGACAAGCUCCUUGUGCUUGUGUGUGAUGGCUUUGACCCCAAGGCCGCGGCUGCCAUUGAGAUGUCCCCAGGAAUCAUUGCCAACCCCUUUGCAGCUGGCAUUGGCCGCAAGAACAGCCUGGAGAGCAUCUCCUCCAUUGACCGAGACCUGACCCCAGAGGAGCUGGAGAUCCUACAAAAAGAGAUGGAGAUGGUGAGGGAGGCGACUCAGUGGGAGAGAGAAGAAAUGGAGAAAGUGGAGAGGAUGCGUAGGGAGCGGGAGGCAGCCACGCAGCUCCUUGAGGAGGAGGCAGAGAAUAUCAGCAAUGAGCCUUUGCGACUGGACUAUCGGACCCUGGCAGCUUUGCCCAGCAACAACUUACCAAGAGUCACCCGUGCUCUCGUUCAGUGUGAUCGAGCCAGCUCUGGAAUGGAGAGUGACUGCGCUGUGCUGCCUCGGCCAGUGGCUCUGGACAGCCAGAAUUCAGACCCUGACCCAAUCGCAGGCCUGAGCAGCCCUGUAACUAGCCCACCCCAGCACCCGGCAUCACCUGGCAAGCACACAGAAAGGGCAGCCCUGGUCCUGCUGCACAUGCAGGAGCCUGUGGGCUGCCCCCUGACCCAGGACCAGCUGCCAAAGCCUCAGGAGCCAGAUCAAGAGAGUAUGGUCGACUCUCAACCAAUCCUCUUCAGUGAGAACCCCUUUGUGGUGGCUAAUCGAAGGGGGAAGGCAGCAGGCAAGGCCUGUCUGGGGGGCCCUCCCCUCGGCUACGGCCAGGGGGGAGUUCUGAAGACCAACCUUUACUCCAAGGCUCCAGCAGGCGAGUCUGGGCCUGGGAGCUCCAGGCGGGAUGCCUCUUACUCACCGAGCAGCCAGCAGCCACCUGCAGCCCUUCGGCCUGCUCACCUGUCAGGCAGGGAGACUCGCUUUGCUUCCAUAAACUUCAUCCCACUGCAAGAUGACAGCAAAUCACAGACCAAGCCGGGCGUCAUUCAGCCUCUCUCCCGGGUGCGACAAAAUGCUGCCCUGCCUAGUUUGGAGGGCAGAGACAGCCCCAACCCCUUCCAGCAACCUGAGUCAUGCUCCAGUGUCCAGAACUCUCUGCGUCCCCCCUCACCCCCCUCUCCUGAGGAUGUCCCAGUCAGUGUCAAGCAGGCAUACAAGACCUUUGCAGCGGUUCCCCUGUCACAGGCAAAUAAGGAGACGCAUGGUCAGACAAGCACCGAGAAACCUAAAGCUUCUCCUGAGAUGCUGUCGUCAGGGGGACUGCACAGCCCAGAACAGCGAUCCUUCCGUGAGAGGCAAAAGUACUUUGAGAUCGAGGUGAAACAGCAGCAGGUGGAGAAGCCCCCCAAGCGUGUCUCCCUGGUGGGGGAGGAUGACCUGAAGAAAAUGAAGGAGGAGGAAGCUCGUAAACUGCAGCAGAAACGGGCUCUGCUGUUGGAGGAGGAGGAGGAGGAGGAAGAGGAGGAUGUGGGGAAGCAGAUGCCUGAUAUGAGCAUGCAGUCCAGUGUCAUCAUCGAAGGAGUGGAGUACAAGAUCAAGAGACUAAAUGGAAGGAGCAUCCAGUCUCCGGCAACUCGGAUCUCUGAGGCAGAUGAGCACAGCAGCUCCCAGAGAAACUCACUAGAAGAAGGAUUCAAGCUCGAGCCGAGGCCUAACUCUAUGUCUGGACUGAUCCCAGUUUACCCAGGAGGGGGCGAGGCAGGGGCACCUGUGCGAACGGCCAAAGCUGAGCGACGGCACCAGGAGCGAUUGCGGAUGCAGAGCCCUGAGUUCCUAAGUACCCAGGAGAAGGAGCUGUCUCCAGCUGAGCGCCGGGCCCUGGAGGCAGAGAAACGAGCCAUGUGGAGGGCAGCACGAUCCUCCACUCUUGAAGACAGUAUUAAACAGUACGAGCAGGAUCUGGCCAGGAAGCUCUACCAGUCCCGACAGCGGGCACCUGCACCAGGGGCCAGGCCAGCUCAGGUGUCUAGCCCAGGGCAGAGUCACGUCUCAAGAACCCCUGGGUCAGGAAGUCAAUCCAGGAUGAAGUCUCUGGAGCAGGAUGCCCUCAAAGCCCAGAUGGUGAUUGCCAAGUCCAAGGAGGGGAAGAAGCGCAGCACACUGGAACAGCUGGCUGAAUCGCCUUCACCUGCUCCCACCCCAUCCCCAACGCUUCCAGAAGAUUGCAGCCCCAGGAAUGUCACUUCACCAGGGAGGCUGUCCAUGUCUGAAAAGAAGUUUGACUACCGGGAAUUUGCCGCUAUUCCUUCUUCCAAACCUGUUUACGAAAUUCAGUCACCCGAAGCAGUUGGCAAUCUCAGAUACGUGGAUGACACAAAUAGCACAGUUCCCCAGGAGCAGGGUGGGCCAGCAGAGGAAGAGGAGCUGUUAGUAACUCACGAUUCCUCAACACCCACCACAUCAGCACUUGAAGAAAUGGCUCUGUACAGCAGCAAGCGCAAACUCCGACACAGCCGUCGCAGUCUGGAGGCUGCUGUCCCCACAUAA
This is a messenger RNA of Emys orbicularis (European pond turtle), 5967 nucleotides long. It is a transcript of the gene SCRIB, whose product is annotated as scribble planar cell polarity protein. The record is from RefSeq and is a predicted model, not a curated record. The transcript has 46 exons. Bases 1 to 5967 code for a protein of 1988 amino acids. Lineage: Eukaryota; Metazoa; Chordata; Testudines; Emydidae. Gene Ontology annotation, cellular component: postsynaptic density; basolateral plasma membrane; adherens junction. Gene Ontology annotation, molecular function: protein binding. Gene Ontology annotation, biological process: embryo development; establishment or maintenance of epithelial cell apical/basal polarity; cell-cell adhesion.